UUGUCGGUCUUUCAGUUGCUUAAAAAUGUCUUCAAGGACAGUUCUGAUUUUCUGUGCUUUCUUUGUAUCAGUAUUGGGUGCUCGGUACGAUCCAACAUGGGACUCUAUUGAUUCGCGUCCUCUACCAGCAUGGUACGACGAAGCCAAGCUAGGUAUCUUUAUUCACUGGGGUGUAUUCGCCGUACCCAGCAUCAAUUCUGAAUGGUUUUGGGAACGUUGGCAGGGUAGUCGAACUCCAGAGGUUGUAAAUUUCAUGAAAAAUAACUACAGACCAGAUUUUACGUACGCUGAUUUUGCACCCCAAUUCACAGCCGAGUUCUUCGAUGCUAAUCAAUGGGCAAAUAUGUUCAAUGCAUCAGGUGCCGAGUAUAUCGUGUUUGUGAGUAAGCACCAUGAAGGUUAUACAAACUGGCCUUCUAACCAUUCAUUUAACUGGAAUUCCAUGGCUGUAGGUCCUAAACGAGAUAUCGUUGGUGAAUUAGCUGCAGCUAUUAAAACCAACACCUCAAUUCAUUUUGGUGUGUAUCACUCUCUCUUUGAAUGGUUCCAUCCACUGUACUUACAAGAUAAAGAGAAUAACUUCUCAACACAAAAUUUUGUCAUUGACAAAACAAUGCCAGAACUUUACGAGUUAGUUAACACUUAUAAACCUGAUGUUAUUUGGUCUGAUGGUGAUUGGGAAGCAACAAGCGAUUAUUGGCAAUCCAAAGAAUUCUUAUCCUGGCUUUACACUGAUAGUCCUGUUAAAGAUACUGUUGUAACGAACGAUAGAUGGGGUAAAGAUUCGACAUGUAAACAUGGUGGGUUCUUCACCUGUCAGGACAGAUAUCAACCUGGUAAACUUCAGUCAAGAAAAUGGGAGAAUGCAAUGACCAUCGAUAGAAGAUCUUGGGGAUACAGAAGGAACGCACAGCUCAGUGAUUAUUUGUCCACCGAGGAACUGUUAUCCACUUUCAUCGAAACUGUUAGUUUUGGAGGAAAUAUGUUGAUGAACGUUGGACCUACAAAAGAAGGAACUAUUCACCCAUUAUUUGAAGAGAGAUUAAGAGAUGUUGGAUCCUGGUUGAAUGUCAACGGUGAAGCUAUCCGAUCAUCUCGGCCAUGGACUUCUCAAAAUGAUACCUUAACCCCUCACGUGUGGUACACCAUGAGGAACUCUGAUGUAUAUGCUAUACUUCUUGACUGGCCGACUGGUUCAACAUUAAGCUUAGGAGCCCCAAUGACUCAGACUGGUACAACUGUCCAAUUGUUGGGUUAUUCUGGAAAUUUUAAGUGGACAGCUCGUUCUGGUAAAGGAAUUGACAUCACGAUUCCACCCAUAUCAGCCAGCAGUAUUCCUUGUAAAUGGGCAUGGACAUUAAAAUUAUCCGGAUUAGCAAAUAUUUACUAAAUAAAUUGUAAUGGAGUUAC
Molecule: messenger RNA, 1410 nt
Organism: Patella vulgata (common limpet)
Lineage: Eukaryota; Metazoa; Mollusca; Gastropoda; Patellidae
Product: alpha-L-fucosidase
Exons: 8
Coding region: 26-1390 (454 amino acids)
Biological process (GO): fucose metabolic process; glycoside catabolic process
Cellular component (GO): lysosome
Molecular function (GO): alpha-L-fucosidase activity
Source: RefSeq, a predicted model, not a curated record